AUGGCGACGCCGCCCCCUCCCGUCGAGGACGCGGUCCCGCGCUCCCCGUCCGUGAUCCUCGAGGACGCGCCGUCGACGACGACGCGCACGAUCGGCGGGUGCUGGGUGAUCGACAAGCGCAUCGGACGCGGGUCGUUCGCCACGGUGUGGCGCGCGCGGCAUCUCACGUCCGAAUCUCACGUCGUCGCGGUCAAAGAGAUCUACCUCGAGAAGCUCUCGAAGAAGCUCCGACAGAGCCUCGAGUCCGAGAUCGAAGUCUUGAGACAGAGCGACCACCCGAACAUUAUCAAGCUGUACGACAUCAUACGCGACCCGGGAGACAAGGUCGUGCACCUCGUGCUAGAGUACUGCGACGGCGGCGACGUCGGCGAGUACAUCAAAAGAAACGGAAGCGUCGACGAGGCGACGGCGCGAGGAAUGUUGACGCAGAUGGCCGCGGGGCUCACCGCGAUGCGCGAGAAGAACUUGAUACACCGCGAUCUGAAGCCGCAGAACUUGUUGCUGACGUCCGCGGGGGCGAGCGGGGACGGGGAGAAGAUCUUGAAGAUCGCGGACUUUGGAUUCGCGAGGUACAUGCACCCGACGGGUUUGGCGGAGACGUUGUGCGGCUCGCCGCUGUACAUGGCGCCGGAGAUUCUUUCGUACCAAAAGUACGACGCCAAGGCGGACCUCUGGAGCGUCGGCUCCAUCUUGUACGAGCUCCUCGUCGGCCGCACGCCGUUCACGGGGAUGAACCCGAUGCAGCUGUUACGGAACAUCGAGCGACAGGACGCGAAGAUACCGAGCAAGGUGGCGAACGCGCUCUCGCCGGAGUGCGUCUCGAUGCUCCGAGCGUUGCUGCGGCGAAACCCGGCGGAA
Molecule: messenger RNA, 858 nt
Organism: Micromonas pusilla CCMP1545
Lineage: Eukaryota; Viridiplantae; Chlorophyta; Mamiellophyceae; Mamiellales; Mamiellaceae
Exons: 2
Biological process (GO): peptidyl-serine phosphorylation; protein autophosphorylation; autophagosome assembly
Cellular component (GO): cytoplasm; membrane; autophagosome
Molecular function (GO): ATP binding; protein serine/threonine kinase activity
Source: RefSeq, a predicted model, not a curated record